Messenger RNA from Leptinotarsa decemlineata (Colorado potato beetle), 1214 nucleotides. RefSeq names its product sorting and assembly machinery component 50 homolog. The record is from RefSeq and is a predicted model, not a curated record. Lineage: Eukaryota; Metazoa; Arthropoda; Insecta; Coleoptera; Chrysomelidae. Gene Ontology annotation, cellular component: outer membrane. Gene Ontology annotation, biological process: mitochondrial respiratory chain complex assembly; protein insertion into mitochondrial outer membrane.
GUCACAUUUAAUGUAAAAGAAUACAAGAGGAUAACAGGUGGUGUCAGCACUCACAUUGGAAAUAAUGAAGGUGCCUUACUUAUAGGCAUGCGUGCCCCUAAUCUCUUUGGUCGAGGGGAACGUGUUCAAGUAGAAUACAGCCAUGGCUCGAAAAAAACCAGUAACUUCAACGUAGCAUUUGUAAAACCACUAAGAGGAAAGCAUCGUCCAACUAUCACCACAAGCAUGUUCCAAUCCCAAUCUGAAUGGCCCACAUCCGGAUAUAAACAACUUGAGAGAGGACUGCUUUUUGACAUAGGUUUCUACUCAACUCCUUGGCUGAAGCACAAUAUUCAAUGGGAAGCAAAUAUUAGGGACUUAAGCGUACUUACUAGAACGGCUUCUUUUGAUGUUAGAAAAGAAUCUGGACUCAGUUUGAAAUCGGCAUUGAAACAUAUUUUAUCACUCGAUUUGAGAGAUGAUAUAAUUUUUCCAUCAGAAGGUUCCCUAUUCCAGCUUACCUCAGAGGUAGCAGGACUGGGAGGAGAUGUGGGUUUUUUGAAAAAUGAAUUUUUCUUACAAGAAAACUAUGCCAUAUUGGAGGAUAUAGUUCUUCAAGGUUGUUUUUCAGCCGGCUACAUGGCAAAUUUAAAUAAAAAUAUGAAAGUAAGCAUACCAGACAAGUACUUUCUUGGAGGACCUCUUUCGAUUCGAGGUUUCGAAAUGAGAGGAGUUGGGCCUCAUUCCGAUGGUGAUGCCUUAGGAUCUAUGGCAUUUUGGGCAGCAGGGCUACAUUUGUUCACACCUUUACCUUUCAGGCCUGGGAAAGGUGGUUUUGGAGAUCUGUUUAGGACACAUUUUUUUAUGAAUGCUGGAAAUAUAGGCAAUUUUCAGCUAGCAAAGAACAGUAACCUUCUGGAUAAUCUUAAAAAAAAUCUCAGAAUAUCCUAUGGAUUAGGAGUAGCCUUGAGGCUUGGAAAUAUGGCAAGAUUAGAAGUGAACUACUGUUUUCCAUACAUUUUUGAUAAAGGAGAUCAAAUACAUCCAGGAAUACAAUUUGGUAUUGGCGUCCACUUUUUGUAAGUAAAACUGCCAAUAUCAAAGAAAAUUAAGGCCUUUCCAACUCACUGACCUCAAGUUCCUUGUUAAAAGCGGUAGUAUUUUCAGUGCAUAUUUUUCAAUAAAUAUCAUUGUCAUAGAUUAUGAAUCAUGUUUUUAAUAAAUUAUUAUUGUUA